Apodemus sylvaticus (European woodmouse) is the source of this 1152-nucleotide messenger RNA. RefSeq names its product zinc finger protein 239-like. Gene Ontology annotation, biological process: regulation of transcription by RNA polymerase II. NCBI's taxonomy places the organism in Eukaryota, Metazoa, Chordata, Mammalia, Rodentia, Muridae. The record is from RefSeq and is a predicted model, not a curated record. Gene Ontology annotation, molecular function: RNA polymerase II cis-regulatory region sequence-specific DNA binding; DNA-binding transcription factor activity.
AUGAAUGCUUUUCUUGUCUCUGAAGGAUAUGCCCAAAACAUUUUGUGUUUUACACUACACAUUGAGAGGGAUGCAGUGACUUUUGAUGACGUGCAUGUCACCUUCACUGAGGAAGAGUGGAAUUUGCUGGACCCUUCCCAGAAGAAUCUCUACAAAGAUGUGAUGCUUGAAACCUACCUGAAUCUCAAAACUAUAGGCUAUAAUUGGGAAGGCCAUCAUCUUGAAGAACAUUGUCAAAGUAGUAGAAGACAUGAAAGGCAUGUAAAAAGUCACAGUGGAGAGAAACCAUAUGAAUGUAAUCAUUGUGGUAAAGCCUUUGCAAGAUCCAGUUAUCUCCAAUAUCAUAAAAGAAAACAUACUGGAGAGAAAACUUAUAAAUGUAAUCUUUGUGGUAAAGCCUUUGCCAGGCUGAAUAAUCUCCAUUGUCAUAAAAGAAUACAUACUGGAGAGAAACCUUAUAAAUGUAGUCAAUGUGGUAAAGCCUUUGCACAGCACGGUACUUUCCAAUAUCAUAAAAGAACACAUACUGGAGAGAAACCUUAUGAAUGCAAUCAAUGUGGUAAAGCCUUUACAAGACCCAGUCAUCUCCAAAGACAUAAAAUGACACAUAAUGGAGAGAAACCUUUUGAAUGUAAUCAAUGUGGUAAAACUUUUGCAAGACUGAGUAUUCUCCAAUGUCAUAAAAGAACACAUACUGGAGAGAAACCUUAUGAAUGUAAUCAUUGUGGUAAAGCCUUUACAAGACCCAGUCAUCUCCAAUAUCAUAAAAGAAAACAUACUGGAGAGAAAACUUAUGAAUGUAAUCUAUGUGGUAAAGCCUUUGCCAGGCUGAAUAAUCUCCAUUGUCAUAAAAGAAUACAUACUGGAGAAAAACCUUAUAAAUGUAGUCAAUGUGGUAAAGCCUUUGCACAGCAAAGUACUUUCCAAUAUCAUAAAAGAACACAUACUGGAGAAAAACCUUAUAAAUGCAAUCAAUGUGGUAAAGCUUUUGCACGUCACAAUACUCUCCAAUAUCAUAAAAGAACACAUACUGGAGAGAAACCUUAUAAUGUAAUCAAUGUGGCUAUAAUCGGGAAGACAAUCACCUUGAAAAACAGUGUCAAUGUAGUGGAAGUCAUGAAAGGUAAAUUUCAUGUGCAAGUUUCCCUCUGA